AUGGCGUUCCAGCAGUUACACCAGCUGGUGGAAAGUGCACAUGUGUAUACCAAACACUCCGAGGGUCGUGGUAAUGGGCUAUUCGCCUCACAAGAUACAGCUCCCAAGUCUAGGGUGAUUUUCGUUGAACGGCCGCUUCUGAUUGCGCUAGAAACCUCCAAGCUUUCCACCCAUUGCUAUACGUGCCUCAGAUCUCCAGAAGACUCCUGCUAUGCCAUUGUAAACGGCGGGGCGCCGAGUUUGAAGAUUUGUAGUGGAUGCAAAGUGGUGAAAUUCUGUGACAAGAAAUGCCAAUCUCAGGCCUGGUCGCAGUAUCAUCGCUUGGAAUGUAAACUCUACGCCAGAUUACACCCACGAGUGCUCCCCAGCGCAGUCCGGGCUAUCACACGUCUUCUGAAGCAGCACAAAGCAGGGAUGCUUACGAAAGGAGAGUGGGAGGAACUCCUUGCAUUAGAGAGCCACCAGCAGGAUAUGGCCAAAGAAGGAGGAGAACGCUGGCAAGACUUUUUGUUAAUGAUCCAGGGGAUCGUGUCCUACUCGGGGACUAAUCACACUCCCGACGUGAUACUUCGACUCCUUUGCUUGUUAGCUGUGAACUCUUUCGCCCUCACGAAUCCAACAUUCGAUCCCAUUGGAAUGGUUCUCCAUCCCAAACCGGCCUUAUUUAACCACUCUUGCGAACCAAAUGCUUUUGUCAGAUUUGACGUGCCAGCGUCAUCGAGGCAGCCUGACAUUCCAACAUGCGGCAGUAUAUCCGUCUAUGCGGUGCGAUCCAUUGCUAAAGAUGAAGAAAUUACGCUUUCAUACAUCGACACGACAUAUCCAUUCGACAGGAGACAACACGAGCUGAGAGGUCGAUAUUUCUUCACUUGUUCAUGCGACCUGUGUGCAAAGGGUCCUAACUCUCCUCGAGACCAUUACCUGUCGCCACCUCCUUCAACAGCGAUCGACAUUGGGAAUGAGGCUGAGCAUAUCCUUUUGCGCGUGGAGGCAAAACCAGGCCUCGAGCAUACUCAAAUUGACGAGAUCAGAGAUCGCAUGGAACAACUGGCCAACACGGGUGUCUGGCCUCUCCAUCGCUAUCCAUUUCCGCAACUGCGCCAGCAGCUGCUAUCGGCACUGCUCAACUUGAACAGAUUUCCCGAGGCGUUACUGCAGUCAGCUAUGUUAGUGCGAAUGACGCUCCCCAUCAUGUUUGAGCAGGACUACGAUCCGACUCUCCUCAUGCAUAUGUGGACGUUUUGGAAUAUCUGUGGACACUGUCUGGGAAUGAAAAUGCAGAACCUCACACUGACCGAGCCGAUCCCAUGCGAUGUCCAAAUGCUCGGACUGCUGGGUUGUGUCGUGAUUGAUGAUAUGCAUACCGCUUUGAGUGAAGGCGUUAGAGCGAAUGGCGAGCUGGAACACGUCGUAGACGAGGCAUUUGAACAGGUAAAAAUCGAAAGAGCUUUCUGGGAAGUAUACCAGCAAACUCCCGAGGACACUCGCCAAGCUGUAUGGUUAUGGAUGGAUGGCCAACUGGAGACUUUAUUGAGGAAUGGGGGCGUUUCUCAAGACAUUAUCGACUUCUCUAUGAAGAGACAAGGCUGA
Rhinocladiella mackenziei CBS 650.93 is the source of this 1590-nucleotide messenger RNA. RefSeq lists its product as uncharacterized. Gene Ontology annotation, cellular component: nucleus. The record is from RefSeq and is a predicted model, not a curated record. Bases 1 to 1590 code for a protein of 529 amino acids. Lineage: Eukaryota; Fungi; Ascomycota; Eurotiomycetes; Chaetothyriales; Herpotrichiellaceae. Gene Ontology annotation, molecular function: protein binding. The transcript is spliced from 3 exons.